Messenger RNA from Capsicum annuum, 1135 nucleotides. RefSeq names its product peptidyl-prolyl cis-trans isomerase CYP23. The transcript is spliced from 8 exons. The record is from RefSeq and is a predicted model, not a curated record. Gene Ontology annotation, biological process: protein peptidyl-prolyl isomerization. Gene Ontology annotation, molecular function: peptidyl-prolyl cis-trans isomerase activity. NCBI's taxonomy places the organism in Eukaryota, Viridiplantae, Streptophyta, Magnoliopsida, Solanales, Solanaceae. Bases 158 to 844 code for a protein of 228 amino acids.
CCCAUGUCCUUUUCCAAAAAAAAAAAAAAAAAAAAAAAAAAAAAUGGACAAGCCAUAACACGCCCCAUGACCCGGAGUUGACUAUCCAAAGGUGGAUCACCAUUUCUCCAUAUACUAGCUGAAAACACUCCAAAAUUCUCUCCCAAUUCAAAGAAACAUGUAUACACACAAAAGGGUCUCGAUAUUCUUUGCCUACAUAACCCUUGUCUGCUUGGUUUCAAAGGGUAUCUAUGCAUCUGAACCUGAAUUCGGGUCGACCCGUGUUGUCUUUCAGACAAAUUAUGGAGAUAUUGAAUUUGGUUUCUACCCUAGUGUUGCGCCAAAGACAGUAGAACACAUCUUCAAGCUCGUGCGCUUGGGAGGCUACAAUACCAAUCACUUUUUUCGGGUAGAUAAGGGUUUUGUUGCCCAAGUGGCUGAUGUUGUUGGGGGAAGGACUGCGCCUAUGAAUGAAGAACAAAAGGUGGAAGCUGAAAAAACUGUUGUUGGUGAAUUUAGUGAAGUGAAACAUGUGAGAGGAAUCCUUUCAAUGGGAAGGUAUGAUGAUCCUGAUAGUGGCGCCUCAUCAUUUUCAAUGCUCCUUGGAGAUGCACCUCAUCUUGAUGGCAAGUAUACAAUAUUUGGCAAAGUUACAAAAGGAGAUGAAACACUGACAAAGCUUGAGCAGUUACCUACUAGACGUGAGGGGAUCUUCGUAAUGCCAACUGAACGCAUCACAAUUCAUUCAACAUAUUAUUAUGACACCAAGAUGGAAACUUGUGAAGAAGAGAGGUCGUUGCUGAAAAGAAGACUUUCUGCAGCUUCUGUUGAAAUAGAAAGACAGAGAAUGAAAUGCUUUGCUUGAUAAAGUGGGAAAAGAGGAGGUCCGGUGACUCUUAUGGAAGCUAUAUAAGUUCUCCGCCACUUUACACGGAGUGAGUGUAUGAUGGGUGUCAAAGGGCGGGUUGGGUUGAGAUUGAAAAUAAUAAAUGGGUUGGGUUGGAUUGGAUUGAAUAUCGAGUUGGGUCAUGAUCCACUCAAAUUCACUUUGGGUUGAAAUAAGUAAAAAAUGGGUUGGGCCGUUUAAUCUAAAAAAUAUGUAUAAACCACAUAAAUCUCUCCUAUAAUGAAAGUAUUUACUUAAAAUUUCGGCUGA